Messenger RNA from Macrosteles quadrilineatus (aster leafhopper), 1302 nucleotides. Its product is annotated as pickpocket protein 28-like. NCBI's taxonomy places the organism in Eukaryota, Metazoa, Arthropoda, Insecta, Hemiptera, Cicadellidae. The record is from RefSeq and is a predicted model, not a curated record. Bases 1 to 1302 code for a protein of 433 amino acids. Gene Ontology annotation, biological process: sodium ion transmembrane transport. The transcript is spliced from 8 exons. Gene Ontology annotation, molecular function: ligand-gated sodium channel activity. Gene Ontology annotation, cellular component: membrane.
AUGGAGCGGAAACAGAUCAGCAUUGUAUCAAACAAGAAGCUGUUGCAUAGUUCCUUGAGACCUGCUUGGGCAACAGAUAAUGAAAAGAAGAGUAAGAAGGAGAAGCCAAAGUUCAUGCUGUCCACAUGGCGGUUACUGCUGCAACAUCUUGCUUACUGCUGUAGCGCAACGUCACUGCACUGCUUUAAAUAUCUGAGUGACCACAAAUGUUCUUGGAAGGAAAGGUUGUUGUGGGUGUGUGUGCUGUCAGCUGCAGUGUUCGCCACAUGUCGCAUGAUCUCUGACCAGUUCCACCACUACUACAACAACCCCAUCGUCUACAGCACAUUAGCCACUCGUAAGCUCAUCAGAGACAUCCCCUUCCCAGCUGUCACUAUCUGCAGCCACAACCAGAUCCCUCCCUCCGCCUUCAACUACUCAGAAACCGUACUCAAGCCCAAGGAUACACUCACUAAGAAGGAGUUUAAAAGGAACGAUUUUUGUGAGGAGGAGUUCCCAGCCUUAGAGUGGCAACGGGUCUUGUUAGUCAAGCCAUGUGACUUUCUCCAACAAGUAUUGCUGUGGCACGGACAUUGCUACACCUUUAACAUGAUGCCCUUCGAGCAACUCUACCAGCCUGACUACACUUACUGGUAUUCCUCUCUCUUUCAGUCCGUCAAACCAAGUUCAUCUGUGGCAGGAAAUGUGGAAGCAGUUUUUCGUUCAUCUGGCCAACAUUCCUAUUCAUCGCUUGAGUGGCAAAGUCAAAUGCCAGCUGCUCCGUGGACAACCAACGACUCGUCACUUGUUGGGGGAGCCAUGUUCACACUCAACUUUCGGUCCCACGACUUUGACAACACUUGCAGUCUUGGAGAUAAAUCAUUUUCGGUAAUAAUCCACCCACCUGACCAAAUGGCUGACUGGCACCAACAAACCCACAUUGUUCAAGACAACUCCGUAGUUCUGAUCAAAGUGUUUCCUGAAGUCAUUGAGCAUUCUAAAGCGCUUGAGUCUCUCUCACCAUCACGUCGCGGAUGCUACAUCAACGGAGAGAAACAGCUACGAUUCUACCAAGUGUAUAACAAGCACAACUGCGAGCUGGAGUGUAAAGCGAAUAUUUCAAUAAGAGACUGCGGUUGUGUUCCUUAUUUUCUCCCAAGAGAAGGAGACACUCCAGUGUGUAAUCGGGCAAAAAGCAGAUGCCUCUUGGAAGCACAACAAAACAUCAGUUCAAAAUGUGAUUGUCUACCCAGCUGUAGUGGCAUUAAUUAUAGUUCAGAGAUGCUUUACAUUAAAAAACACAAGAGGAUUCACCCUUUGUGA